Molecule: messenger RNA, 1764 nt
Organism: Desarmillaria tabescens
Lineage: Eukaryota; Fungi; Basidiomycota; Agaricomycetes; Agaricales; Physalacriaceae
Product: cytochrome P450
Exons: 15
Molecular function (GO): iron ion binding; oxidoreductase activity, acting on paired donors, with incorporation or reduction of molecular oxygen; monooxygenase activity
Source: RefSeq, a predicted model, not a curated record
AACCAUUCGCUGCCCUGUCUUGCUCUAUUCGCCGCGGCUUUGGCAUGCCUUUGUCUCUAUCGGCGGUGGAAAAGAAUAUCACUCAAUCAACUUCCUGGACCUCAGCCACAAUCUUUUCUCCUGGGUAAUCUGGGCCAAUUCUACCAAGGAGAGGCUGCAGAGGCAGAUUUUGCCUGGCAGCAGAAAUUUGGACACGUACUGCGAAUUAAAGGCGCAAUCGGGGAAGAUUGCCUGUUCCUUUCUGACCCAAAGGCCAUACACCAUGUCCACCAUUCCGGAUACACUUACCAGAAACAAAAGAUGCGACGAGAGCUAGCGCGUCUAUUACUAGGGAAAGGGAUGCCUUGGGCAGAGGCGGAAGACCACAGACGCCAACGGAAGGUGAUGUCACCGGCUUUUGGCUCCGCAGAAACGAGGGCCCUGUUUCCCAUUAUCAUUGAAGCUGCGGAACUGUUAUGUUCAAAAUGGAAUCAACUCGACCCUCUACAAAAUCAGGGUUCUGCCGUUGUGGACGUGUACUCGUGGAUGUGUCGUACAACAAUAGAUACAAUCGGCCUGGCCGCCUUUGGGUACAGGUUUCAUGCGCUUGAAGAGAAAGACAAUGCCUUACGGCAAGCGUACGCGAGUACUUUUUCUAAGUCGUUUGGAAAUCCUUCCAAGUGGACCAUAUUCAAACAGAAUAUGCUCCAAUACCUCCCUGUCCCGGUAGUAUCUUUCAUCUUCAAUCAUUCCGCCUCGUUCGAUCAAGCGCGAGAAACGAAGCAUAUAGCCACCCAAGUAUCUGAAGAAUUGCUGCGAACGAAGUCUUCUGCGUUACGUAUCGGUAAUGGUGGUCGAGAUAUUCUGUCCCUUCUUGUUAAAGCGAACACGGAUCUCGAAGGUGGUCCAAAGCUCGACGAUGAAGAAAUGAUGGCCUCUAUGCAGGUCGUAAUCGCCGCAGGGCUAGAAACUACCGCUAGUACCCUUACGUGGACUUUGUUUGAACUCUCCCGGCAUCCUGAUGUACAAGCAAAGCUUCGAAAUGAAAUUCGAGGAAUGAUAACGGCAAAUGGAGGUAGCCAAUUUACUCCGGGAGCCCUUGAAGACAUGCCAUACACCCACGCUGAAUCCCUGCGAUUACAUCCUUCGAUCUAUUAUGUACUUCGACAGGCGGCCAAAGAUGAUAUCAUCCCUAUAUCUACUCCAAUUACCACUCGGUCCGGUCAAGUCAUCAAUGAGGUACCCGUGGCCAAGGGGACGUCUGUUUUUGUGUCUAUAGCCGGCUAUAAUAGAAACACGUCUAUAUUUGGUGAUGAUAGCCAUUCAUUCAUCCCCGAGCGGUGGCUCGAUGACUCGAUGGUGAAAACAGAUACUCCCUUGGGUCUGUAUGGAAACUUAAUGUCUUUUGGAUCUGGAGUAAGAUCUUGUAUGGGUUGGAGAUUCGCGUUGUUGGAAUACCAAACCAUUCUCAUUGAACUGAUCAAUAAUUUCAAUUUUUCGGUCGAUUCUUCCGUUGUACACAAGAUAAGGAGGGAAGGAGGGACAUUGAUCAUGUCUCCAACUGUGGAUGGGAUUGUUCAACUGCCUCUGCGUAUCUCCGCGGCGAAAUAGGUUCGGAUCAAGCCCCUCACGUGCCGUCGAGCCGGCUUCUUACAUGAGGGGCUUGCUUCAAAGUCCGGAAAUAUAUCAAGACGUUCAUCGAUGUUUCCUGCGCUGGCAACACAACUUGACAAUUAGAUAGAGCGGAGUAAGAUGUAGCUAAUAAUCCAAUACAUUGCAUAGGUU